Molecule: messenger RNA, 2320 nt
Organism: Diachasmimorpha longicaudata
Lineage: Eukaryota; Metazoa; Arthropoda; Insecta; Hymenoptera; Braconidae
Product: NHL repeat-containing protein 2
Exons: 7
Coding region: 16-2097 (693 amino acids)
Molecular function (GO): protein binding
Source: RefSeq, a predicted model, not a curated record
CAUAACAUUAGUGUAAUGUGCGGUCAGGAGAAUAAAGCUAUGAGUGUGCAAGAUACAGUGGAAAUGUUGACACAUGAGUGUAUUGAACUCAAGAGAAUACUAACUGCUACGAGUGAUGAUAGGGAGAAGGAAAAAAUUGUCCUCAAGCAUAUCAUCAGUAGAGCCAACAGUGAUUUACAUAUCAACGACAUUCAAAAAGGACUUGAGUGGUUCAAUGUCUCCGAGGGAUUAUCAGUGUCGAAACAUUUGGCUGGGAAAAUUGUUAUUCUCGACUUUUUCACUUACUGCUGUAUCAAUUGUAUGCACAUACUCCCGGAUCUUGAGGCGGUGGAGAAGAAAUAUACGGUUGAAGACGGUUUGAUUAUUAUUGGCGUUCACAGCGCAAAAUUUUCCAACGAGAAAGAUUCAGCUAAAAUUUUGUCCGCUGUACAGAGAUACAACAUACUACAUCCAGUAGUGAACGACGCGAAAUUAUCCAUGUGGAGGGAUAUUGGAAUAAGUUGUUGGCCGAGUCUAGUAAUUCUUGGUCCCGAAGCCCAGCCCCUGGUUGUCCUUGUUGGUGAAGGCCACCGUGAAGAGCUCUUCCUCUACACAAAAGUCGCCCUAACGUACUUUAAAUCCCACAAUGCAAUACGCAAUCACGAUCUCCCUGUACGGCCAGCGCAGCAUCUCCUCCCAGCAUCGACUAAAGAAAAUCUCCUCUUUCCCGGUAAAGUUAUCGGUUACGAGGACAAGAACGAGGACAAAAUGAUCGUCUCGGAUACCGGAAAUAACAGAAUAAUUAUCAUGAGACUCGAUGGGACAGUGGAGCACGUAAUUGGCGGGUAUUCACCGGGAAUGAAGGAUGGGAGUUUCGAGGUAGCUAGAUUCAACGCUCCCCAGGGUAUCUGCAAACGUGGUGACUCAAUUUACGUAGCUGAUAACGAGAAUCACGCUAUCAGGCUCAUUGAUUUGAAGAGUAAAAGUGUAACAACUCUUGUUGGAACUGGUUCUCAAGGGCAUGAUUAUCAAGGUGGUAAAAUUGGCAAGGUGCAGGCUAUAUCAUCACCUUGGGACGUUGCAAUUUAUGAUUAUAGGGAGAAUGAGCAAGUAUUGCUUAUUGCGAUGGCUGGUACACAUCAGAUUUGGGCAUUGUUUCUUCAGGACACGGUUUGGUGGAAGAAUAAAGAAUACAAGAGUGGAAGCUGUGCAGCAAUCGUUGGGAAUGGCCGAGAGGCGAAUAGAAAUAACACAUAUCCUCAUGCCGCAAGUUUAGCUCAGCCCUCGGGUCUCGCAAUUUCUCCCGAUUUAAAAAUCUUGUUUUUCGCCGACAGCGAGAGCAGUUCGAUCCGAAAAAUCUAUCUACAAGAUGGUCGAGUCGCUCCCCUCGCUGGAGCCGAUAAAAAUCCACAAGAUUUGCAUAAUUUUGGUGAUAUUGACGGCGUGCAAUAUACCGCAAAGUUUCAACAUCCACUGGGAGUUACUUGGGACAGUAAACGAGAAGUUGUGUACGUUGCUGACACUUAUAAUCACAAAAUUAAGCAAAUUGAUUUAAUUGGCAAAUGCACAACCCUCUACGGAGCCGGGAAACCGAGUAAGAAUCACGUGUUCGAUGAGCCGAGUGGCUUGGGACUGCUAGCUAAGCACAAUCUACUUUUAAUUACUGAUACCAACAACCAUUGCAUUAAAAUUAUUGACUUGGAAACCAAAGUAAUAAAUACGAUAUCGGACUUGAAAUAUCCAAUAAAAGCCGUCCGCCGUUUUGACAAAAUCCUGAACUUUUUUACCGAAAUAAGUAACAAAGAAGCAGUAAUGACGAUAUCGUUUGCGACUAAGUUCACCGCUGGUGUAGAAUUCAACACAGACGCACCGCAAAAAUGGUCAUUAAGUCAUCCCGAAACAUGGACGUCCGAGAAUCCAAUGGGAUCACUCACCACACCAAUUAACCUAGAACUCCCAGAGGAUGAUACUCCAGAAGAGCUAUGCAUAACAAUUAACUAUGUUGCCUGUACGGAGGGUCAGUGUAUUCCAAGAAGAUUGAAAAUUCUCCAUCAAGUUGUACGUAAGGCAGAUGCUUCAAUCAAUAUUCAACAAACUAAUGAAAUUGAAAUUAUGUAAAUAAAUGCCCCCAAUGAAAUCACGCAUUAAAAAAAAUAUACCUAUUCUGCGAUUCUAUAAAUAUCUAAUGAUUGACGACUAAUCAUACAUUUUUUUAUACAAAGAUAAAGAAUUUCACAAGAUUUGAAAUAUUUGAAUGAAAGAAUAAAAAAUCUAAAUCUAGGAAAAAUCAUGGUUCAAUUGUAUAGGAUGAAAACAAAUAAAAUAACUGACUGUUAAAAAA